AUGGCCGCCACUUUGGGAUAUCUUGUGGCAGCAUUUCUGGGCAGAGCUUGUAGAAUUCUUAACCCGCGUCACGUGAACACGAUAUUGUGCUUUGCUAUCAGCUGUUGGUUCUGGGUCUUUUUCUGGCCCAUUUUUCUGAAUUUCGCCACUUGGAAGAACGGCUGGGUCCCUGGUUUUCGGGCCCUUCGGCCAGGCUACCGGCCUGAGGGAUGCGACACCGAGAAGCUGGCAAAAGAGAUCCUAGAGAUGCGCGACUUCGCAGCGGAUACGGUGCACUGGGAUGCGGCAGCCCAGCGCUGCGACUGCCGCCUUCCUGAUGGCGAUUACCAAGAUGGCCGCUGCAAGUCCAACGAAAGCGAGCAAUUUCCACGCUUUACGGUUGUAAGCGCUCUGAUCGAUGCCGGGCGGCGUGGCCGUUCCGGCUGCGACUACUUGCGCAUGUUCGGCCCACAUCUUCACCGACAGUACGAUCUUGUAUUCUACGGAGAGGCUUGGGCUUUGGAGGUGGUGUUUGCGGUGCGGAGCGCACUGGGCCUACAACAUCGAACCCACUUGAGACUCUUGGAGGUAGCAGAGAGCUCCGAGGAGUCCGCAGCUUCAAAAUGGGGCCAGCCAGCAAGCUUGGCUUUCCACCACUUGCUUGAGAAGAUGCAGGUCAUUGCCGCCAGGAAGUAUUGCAGGCAUCUUCUCAACAGUUUCCACUCAGGCAUCAGUGGAAAGGUUGUACCAAACUAUGCCUGGGUCACGAAUGAGAAGGCAAAUUUCGUGGUGCAAGCAGUACGAGAGAACUACUUUCGGAACUCAUCCAGCAACUUCAACUUAGGCAACAGCUAUUUUGUGUGGCUGGAUGUUGGGGCUGGCCACGGUGCUGUCAAGGUGCCUGAACAUUUCUGUGCCUGCAACGUUGCGGUGCCAGGUACGGUUACAGUGUUCCACCAGCUCAACAGCAAGGAGGAGCUCUUCCUGGGCUCAGAGAAAGCCGCGCUGCGUGUACCUCAACCGCUACCGCUUGGAGAGCUGAGCUUCAGCAAAUAUCUGUCAACCUAUGACUUGACACACCAUUUUGAUGAGGUCAUGGGAACGUUCUGGGGUGGCGACCCUGUGGCCCUUGAGAAGUUCUGGCAAGACUACUCUGGUACCGUCCACCGACUUGUUGCAAAUAAUGCCGUCGACCACGACCAGGGGGUGCUUUGUCUUGUCGUGUCUGGGCAGUGGGAGUGGUUGCGGUACAUCUCGAGUAACUUCUACGGAGUCCUGCACCUCUGUUGA
Messenger RNA from Symbiodinium sp. CCMP2592, 1269 nucleotides. Lineage: Eukaryota; Dinophyceae; Suessiales; Symbiodiniaceae. The record is from the annotation of a GenBank genome assembly.